AGCAAGGCGCACAGCAAGGCGCAGCCAGACGCACACCCAGGCAGACACGUAGCAAAGAUAGGCGCAUGGCAAGGCGGACGAUGGUGGAGGUCACUGUUAUUAUUUGCCUCUCCUAAAGCCCCCCGUCGACCACUUCUUCAUUCUUGAAAACGAAGAGCCAACCUCCCCUACUCCUACCCUCUUUCUUCCCACCCCGAGGCCGGAGGAAGCUUCCUUUGGACCUCUAAGCCAGGCUCCAACCCUUUUACAGUUCUGAGUGCUAACGACAAGCUAGGGAAUAGAAUAAAAAACCCUCUCCCCUACAGCCGCGCCCGGCCGCCAAUUGUCCCCACCCCUAUCUAUCCAACAUCCUGAUUAAUUCGGCAUAUCAUCGGGCAAUUGAUACACUCAAAAUGCAUCUCUUUCUCGAUGAAAAGUUGUGAAGAGGAGGAGUAGAAACAAAGAGUGGAGAAGAGACCGUCGACACUUUUGACACGGCCCCACGAUCUAACUACCCAGCUCCUCUGAGAUCUAUACCACCGAAACUCACCUCCGAAAAGCGAGUCGAUCGAAGCGACAAGGCCUCGAGCAAUCUCUACAAUAUUCCCUUCGUUUCGCUCUAUUGAGGUGGCUUCUUUCGCGGACCUGACCUAUAUCCUUCGCGCGUCUCUAUGGCGCAUACGAAAGGGAUAAGAGGCCUGAAGGCGUGAUCGGUAUUACGAAUGGCUCUUCUCAAGGAAACAAAGAGGAGGAGAUAAAGAGGAGGAAAAAAGUUGAAAGAAAAUAACGGAAGAGCCACUCCAUUGCGGGCGAAAAACAUUGCUUCAGACCGUCCCGGGAUUAUCGACGAGGCUAUUGGCGGGAGCACUUUCAACGGCACACAAGCGCGCAGGUCUAUGAUCGGUCCGAUCUUUGCCAACAUCCUCUCCUCGAACUAUAUCUGUUUGUGACCUGGCCUGGAUGGCCACGACGGUAACACGUUGUUGAAAGAUUACAGUAUUGUUGAUACUAGCAGCUGAUCCCCGCCACCCUUGGGCGCCCAUCGAGGCUCUGCGACCGAAAUCUCAACAACUUCAAAGGAGACCCCGCAGUUUUGGCGAUUGCAACUCGCGACCAUAGAGUCCUAUUCAAUAUCUAUACCGAAUCGACUGGGCCUCAUAUCAACCAAUUCCUCUCGCGCGCGCACCCGACCCACACCAGGCUUUCCUCCUACUCCCCCGCUUUGCACUACCCCGUCUGUCUGGUCCGGCUAUAAGUCGAUCCGAAGGCACAGAUGCAGUUUAAGCUCCAUAUUCGUCGUUGCCACGGGUGGCAAUUACCUGGGCGGUAUUUACGGGACCCGUAUCAGCUCGGUAUCUACUCGCGGGUCGCGGCCUAGCCACUCGUGAAUUUCGAGGGGACCCGGCACUUCUUGCAGUCACCCACCUCCAGUUCAUCUACAGUCCGACAGUUCUUCAAUCACCAUAUCCUGGCGGUAUUGGGGGAUAGAAGAGAGUACCCACAAACAACGGCGUCGACCCGUCAAGUUAUGGCUACCAUCCGGGGUGCUCCAACGCCAAGUACUGCAUUCGCCACGGCUCUAAUUGAUCUCUUGACCAAGAAGUCGCUCUCGACGCUUUGGCCCUUCCUGAGUCGGGGGCAACGGCUUCGAGUUGCGUCCGGGCUAAGCGAUAACGACUUUGACGGCAACUUCUAUGGCUGGCACAUGCCUGAGGAUCCAGACGUUCGAACGGCUGAAGCACUGCAUAUGGAACCGGUCAAACGGCUCACGAACCUGGCCAUGACGGGUCAUACUCGAGCCACUGAGUCCUCCGACGGCUUCACCAAAGAUCUGCUUGCACAGAUCGUGUCGUUCCCCAAACAAUCACUCCGAAGCGUUGUUCGCGAGAACAACAACAUCAACACCGAGACGUGCGUGUGGCUCAAGCUGGCGCCUCGGAUCUUCCGACAAUCAAUGAGGUCUUCUCGAACGAUCGGCUGGGAGUCGAUAUCUGCUUUCCAUGGCGGUAGAUCUUUUCUUGGUCGACAGAUCCGUACAGGAAUGAGAACACCGACUGAAUCUGAGGCUUGUGCAGAGAAUUGAACCAGUCAUGUCGACCCUAAUACUCCAUGCUCUCCCUAGACCACCCUUCCAUCUUAUCAGUCCCGAUUCGACGAAUCAAACCCGUUUUGCCUCUACCGGUUCCACGCCGUUCUCUGCCCUCCACCGUGUCCUUCGAUUCUUCAGCGAUGGAUCUAUGAGGGUUGACCGCUGAGUGGGUGCAAUUGCGGCUGUUAUGCUCACCAAUGAGAUUGAAGGCGCACCUGGCAUUCAUCAGCCCCGACUCGAGCUUUCGGCGAGUGAUUCGCCUGAUUGUGUGCACCACAUCCGUAGCCGUGUUAUCUGGCCUAGACGGCGUUUCGAGGCGAGCGGUCAUCAGAGCUCAACCGAUAACGGACCACAAUGAAACGCACCUUUGACUGCGAUCUUUACCGUUCAUUCAGAUUCCCAAACUCAUUGAGCAAGGAAUUCAAGCGUUCAGGCGACACUUUUAGGGUCGUCAAGGUCGUUUUCAGCCCGUUUGACGAGAAUGGCAUCGGUCCAUCUACACCGAGCUUAAUAUUGUUGAGCUACAUUUGGACCAGUACAAUCCCCUGCUCCACUUUCACAAGCCCACUUUGUUGUUUCUUUGAGCUUUUUCGAUCAGAGACGUCGGAACUGACGCCAGGCCUCUAGCAUCUACCAGGUACCUUAGUGUAGCCCUAACCCCCAAACCCCCAAUAUCUCCAGCGUCGUUGUGAAUGUCGAAGACUUCUGUCUCGCGUGUUGUCCAAUCGGGACGAUCUUCUCGGGCAUGCUCUUGCAGUUCCCGAAAUCUG
Messenger RNA from Cladophialophora immunda, 2838 nucleotides. RefSeq lists its product as uncharacterized. The transcript has 2 exons. The coding region runs from base 1508 to 2062 and encodes 184 amino acids. NCBI's taxonomy places the organism in Eukaryota, Fungi, Ascomycota, Eurotiomycetes, Chaetothyriales, Herpotrichiellaceae. The record is from RefSeq and is a predicted model, not a curated record.